Messenger RNA from Trichomonas vaginalis G3, 801 nucleotides. RefSeq names its product ATP binding. The annotation marks the transcript as partial. The transcript has a single exon. The record is from RefSeq and is a predicted model, not a curated record. NCBI's taxonomy places the organism in Eukaryota, Parabasalia, Trichomonadida, Trichomonadidae.
AGUUGCAGGAACAUUGAAAGUCAUGCCAGAAACUUUGAAGCACAUGAACUACCAACAAUGUUAGAUAAGAAAGCAGAUAAAACUUAUGUGGAUGCAGAACUAACAAAGAAAUUUUCGAAACCAGAUACAAUGACAUUUACAACAGAAAUUAUAAAUGGUGAACCAGCAACUCCAUUUGAAUUUGUUAGAGGUCUUCAACCAGAUACUUUUGAAUUUUUCUUGGAUAAUUCUAUUGAACUAACAUUACAUUAUAAAAGUGGAACAAAUGCAACAUUUCAUCCGGGAGAUACAUUCCAAAUGGUAUUUAAUGACAUAAGUUCUUUAGAAUAUGUUUAUAGAGUUAUGAGCAUAUAUGAUUUAAUAUAUCCUAUAGGAGCUGUUUAUACGUCUAUGAAUCCAAUAAAUCCAAACACUUUAUUUGGUGGUAGAUGGUAUGAAAUAGUUGACAGUUUUCCAUUCUACACUAAUACGCAGUCAAUGAAGAUGGGAGGUUCAAAGAAAAUAGGUAUUGAAAACCUUCCUUCACAUAUGCAUAGGUUCAGUGGAAGAACAUCUGUGGAAGGAAACCAUUCACAUUCAAUAACAAAAAGAGGUUAUACAAAUCUUGCAGCGGGUUCGGAUAGACAGGGAAUGCAUAGAUAUGAUAUUUCAACUGACCCAGUAGAUUCAAGCACAGGUAUUUUCUGUGGAACCGCAGGAAAUCAUACACAUGUUGUAGCUGGUAUUACAGACCCAGCAGGUAAUGGAAAAGAUUAUAUGCCUCCUUAUAUAACAAUGCACGCUUGGAUACGAGUUGGUUAA